Messenger RNA from Hibiscus syriacus, 2495 nucleotides. Its product is annotated as mitochondrial intermediate peptidase, mitochondrial-like. The record is from RefSeq and is a predicted model, not a curated record. Bases 169 to 2346 code for a protein of 725 amino acids. The transcript has 17 exons. Gene Ontology annotation, biological process: peptide metabolic process; proteolysis. Gene Ontology annotation, molecular function: metalloendopeptidase activity. Lineage: Eukaryota; Viridiplantae; Streptophyta; Magnoliopsida; Malvales; Malvaceae.
GUCUUAACUUCAAAGCCCAAGCACAUUUUCCUUUUUCUUUUGUGAAAGCACCUGCAGGAACGGAUGCAAACGCCGCCCCGGUCCAUUUCCAGCACUCAAGCGCUUGUUCUAGUUCUUUGACAAAAGCACAAACGACUGGAGGGCAGAGCCGCUAGUACGAGCACAGAAAUGUGGAACUUUAUCAGGAAGCGCGGUACUAAUAUCCAUAUGAAACGUCUGCUUGAACCAUUCCGUAAUCACCGCCAUUUUCGAACCCACGCCGUUGACAGACAAAACGCGUCCCCCACUGGUCUUUACGGUUUUGAUCACUUGAAGUCCCCUGAAGGUUUCCAACGCUUCGCCGAUGACGCCAUUGAGAGGUCUGUUGAGCUGGUUGAUUAUAUAUCUGGCAUGCCAUCUUCGGUUGAAAUAAUCCGAGCCAUGGAUGAGAUUUCGGACACUGUCUGCUCUGUUGUUGAUUCGGCAGAACUCUGUAGACAAACUCAUCCAGCCAGAGGAUUUGUAGAGGAGGCUAACAAAGCAUCGAUGAGAAUUAAUGAAUAUCUACAUUUUCUCAAUACAAAUCAUACUCUUUAUAAUGCGGUGAAAAAGGCAGAGCAGGAUGGUAAUUUGCUUACUGCGGAAGCUCAUAGAGCUGCACACCACUUACGAAUUGACUUUGAGAAGGGUGGCAUUCAUCUUCCUUCUGGAAAAUUAGACCGGGUUAAUCAGCUAAAUCUGAAUUCUCUCGAGCUAUGCAGGGAGUAUGGUGAAAAUAUUAUGAAUGACCCAGGUCAUGUGGAUGUCUUUCCAGCCUCAUGCAUCCCAAGACAAAUACAACAUCACCUUAAGCCUAUCUAUCGUCUGACAUCUGGAGUGUCAAAGGAGUCCUUAGGCUCUUUUGAUGAUAAACAAGAAAAGGGUUUCCGGAUCAUAACAGAGCCACGUACUCUAUCCUCUGUUCUACAGUGGACAACAGAUGAACAGGUUAGGAAAAUGGCAUAUUUAAAAGGGAAUUCUGUCCCGCACGCAAACCAUAAAGUUCUUGAUGAACUUAUAGAUUCCAGACAAGAGCUUGCUCAGAUAAUGGGUCGUAAAUCAUAUGCUGAAUUUGUAAUGCAACUAAACAUGGCUUCGUCACCAGAGGUGGUAGUGUCCUUUUUGCUUGAGAUGAGCAACAUGGUCAAAACAAAAGCUGAUGAGGAGUUUAAGACAAUUAGAAAUUUGAAGAGAGAUAUAUGUGGCCAAAGAUGUGUAGAUCUGGAACCAUGGGAUGAGGCAUACUACCAAACAAUGUUGAACUCUUCUGUCUACGAUUUGGACUCCUCUGUCGUGGCAUCAUAUUUUUCUCUGCCACAGUGUAUUGAGGGCUUGAAACUUCUGGUAAAGUCACUCUUUGGUGCAAAAUUUGAUAGUGUUCCCAUGGCCCCUGGUGAAUCAUGGCAUCCUGAUGUGCUUAAAAUGUGUAUUCAUCAUCCUGAAGAGGGUGACUUAGGGUAUCUCUACCUUGAUCUGUUUGCAAGGAAAGGCAAAUAUCCAGGUUGUGCUACUUUUGCAAUUAAAGGGGGACGAAAAAUUUCUGACACUGAAUAUCAACUCCCUGUUAUGGCCCUUGUUUUCAAUUUUUCAAGGUCUCGUGAUUCCUCGAUUGUGCGGCUUAAUCACGGAGAACUAGAAACUCUAUUUCAUGAGUUUGGACAUGCUCUUCAUGCAUUGCUCUCAAGAACGGAUUACCAACAUUUUUCAGGCACAAGGGUGGCUCUUGACUUUGCUGAGACACCUUCGAACCUAUUUGAGUACUACGCUCGGGAUUACCGGGUCCUGAGGAAAUUUGCCAAGCAUUACUCAACUGGAGAAGUGAUACCUGAGAAACUGGUAAAAUCACUAAAUGGUGCAAGAAACAUGUUUGCAGCAACUGAAUUGCAACGCCAGAUAUUUUAUGCUUUGGUUGACCAAACACUUUUCGGAGAACAUGUAUCUGGGCCAAGAGACACCAGUUCAAUUGUUGCAGAUUUGAAAAGACAACACAGCAAUGAGAAGCACGUGGAGGGGACACACAUGCAUCUACGAUUCAGUCACUUCCUCACCUAUGGGGCCGGUUACUAUAGCUACUUGUAUGCCAAGUGUUUCGCGGCUACCAUAUGGAAGAAGCUAUGCCAAGAGGAUCCUCUGUCACCAACAACUGGAACAUUACUUAGAACAAAACUUUUGCAGCAUGGAGGAGCCAAAGAACCAGCUGAUUUGUUGACUGAUCUGGCGGGUGAUGGGAUCAUAAGGUAUCGUAAUGGAGGGAUAGUUCCUGAUGUCUCAAGUUGUUUGGAAGAACUGGAACUGUCAGACAACGGAAGCUGGCUUACUUGUAAGUGACCGGAGAAAGUACAUCAAUCGGAAUGUGGGAGGAAAAAUAAUAAAAUGAGGAGAAUAGAUGUUUUUUACUGGUAAGGCUGCAACUGUAAACCAUUAACAAGCUUUCAUUGAAAUGUGCCUUGUAAGUCAAUUGUUGUAAUUUGUACAUU